Lodderomyces beijingensis is the source of this 735-nucleotide messenger RNA. NCBI's taxonomy places the organism in Eukaryota, Fungi, Ascomycota, Pichiomycetes, Serinales, Debaryomycetaceae. The record is from the annotation of a GenBank genome assembly.
AUGACGACUGAAGAGCCAAAUAGCGAUUUUGGAGAGGAAGCUGGAGAGGAAGCGGCUGCUGGAAGAGGUUUGUCAUCUCUACCCGGUCCAUCCUUCUCCUCCUCCUCCUCCUCCUCCACGACGACGACGGUUUUCUUUCCCGAUUUGAAUCAGUUUGAGUACGAGUUGCUGCAGCGGGGCGAAGACGACUAUGCUGUAAACGACUGGGCCCUUUCCAAAAUCGGCACCUUGCAAGCAAAGCUCGAGCAGAUGCAGCAUCUUAAGGAUACAAAGAAGUAUAGCGGCGCCAGUGGGGGUUUUCUCAAGUUUCCAAGAAGCGCAAUCUACAAUUUGGCGAACGAGGUGUUUGGAUUCAACGGGUGGUCAACGGAGAUCCUAGAGUGUACGACUCUGGAGAUACGGAACGAUGUGCCGACUAGGGUUCUCGCUAACCCGCGCAAUGAUAUCAGUGGCACCGCCGAAGACGCAAACUCGAACAGCACGGAUAAGGCCCGGUUCGUUGCCUAUUGCACCUGUCGCAUCCUCCUCACUUUAUUGGAUGGAACAUCGAAGGAAGGCCUCGGGUUCGGAACGGCGACUAACUUGCCGCAUAAAUACAUGUGCUACGCCAAGUGCAAGAAGGAGGCAGUCACGGACGCGAUAAAGAAUGCAAUUUUGGGUCUACGUGACCUAUACUUUGUGCACGAGCUGAACCAACUUUUACAAGAGUUGAACGGUGGUUGGCUUGAGAAAUGA